Planococcus citri (citrus mealybug) is the source of this 1692-nucleotide messenger RNA. RefSeq names its product myrosinase 1-like. Gene Ontology annotation, biological process: carbohydrate metabolic process. Gene Ontology annotation, molecular function: beta-glucosidase activity. The coding region runs from base 26 to 1504 and encodes 492 amino acids. The record is from RefSeq and is a predicted model, not a curated record. Lineage: Eukaryota; Metazoa; Arthropoda; Insecta; Hemiptera; Pseudococcidae. The transcript has 11 exons.
UAAUGAGUAAAAUUACAGCAGAUGAAUGCAAAAAAAGAAUCGUCAAAAUAGUGCGCACUUUAAUCCAUUCAACAUGUCUGGUGUGUUUCCUAAAGAAUUCUUAUUCGCGACAGCUACCUCAGCAUAUCAAAUUGAAGGAGCAUGGAACGAAGACGGAAAAGGAGAAAGUAUGUGGGAUCGAAUAACCCAUACAAAGCCGCAUAUGGUCGAAAAUCAGGAUAAUGCAGAUGUCGCCUGCGACUCUUAUCAUUUAUACAAAGAAGAUGUCAAAUUUAUGAAGGAUGCUGGAUUCAAUAUCUAUCGAUUUUCCAUAAGUUGGACUCGUAUACUACCAAAUGGCGAAAUUACGCAUAUCAAUCAAAAAGGCGUUGAUUAUUACCAUAAUCUGAUAGAUGAGUUGAUAAAAAAUAACAUUCAGCCGAUGGUAACUAUGUAUCAUUGGGAUUUACCGCAAAAAUUGCAAGAUAUCGGAGGAUGGGCCAAUCCAUUAAUAGUCGAUUAUAUAGAGGAUUAUGCUGAUUUACUUUUUCAACUUUAUGGCGAUAAAGUGAAAUGGUGGAUUACUAUAAAUGAACCAUUUCGAGUAGCAGAAGGGUAUGAAGUUGACCUUUUCGCACCUGCAUUGAAUCUACGAUCAUCGAUAAUGUAUAUUGUGAUGCAUCAUACUUUAAAGGCGCAUGGUAGAAUAUUUCAAUUAUAUAAUAAGAAAUAUCGCUCUAAACAAAAUGGGAAACUGAGUAUCUGCUUGGAUUGCAAUCAUUUUGAAGGAAAAACGAAAUCUAAAGAAGACGUUGAAGCAGCCAACAGAGCUACUCAAUUCCAGUUAGAUAUAUUCACCCAUCCGAUCUACAGCAAUGAAGGCGGAUAUCUAAAAAUAGUGCGUGACAUGGUCGAUGAAAUUAGUAAAAGAGAAGGUCGAAAACGAUCGAAAUUACCAGCAUUCACAGACGAAGAAAUACAAUCAUUAAAAGGAGCAAAUGAUUUUUUCGCUUUGAUUAGUUAUACAACGAUAUUACGUACUCCAAAAUUUUCACAAUAUUCCAAUGCACUGAUUAAACCUACUGGAGCAUUUCAUGAUGAUAUUAACGCGGCAGGCUCCUUUGAUCCUCAAUGGCCGAGUGGUAAAGUGCAUUGGUUAAAAGUGGUUCCUUAUGGAUUACGAGAAUUGUUGAAGUAUAUCAAGAAAACGUGCAACAAUCCCCCCGUGUUUAUCGUUGAAAAUGGAUAUGGUGAUGCUGGAGAAUUGAAUGACAAGGAUAGGAUUUCCUAUCAUAGAGAGUACUUGAGAGAAGUCCUUAAUGCAAUGAAUAACCAACAAUGUAACGUUAUAGGAUACACAGCAUUUUCAUUGUUGGAUAAUUUUGAAUGGUUUUCAGGAUACGGGGUACGGUUUGGUAUCGUUCACGUAGAUUUUACUGACGAAAAAAAGAAACGUACUCCGAAAUCGAGUUAUAGUUUUUUCAAACAACUUAUUCAAAGCAGAACAAUAUCAGCCAGUCAGUGAUAUCAGUAUUACCGUUUUACUUGGACGUAUUUCAUAAAUUAAUUGUUGAAAUGUUGAGAAAUUAUUGUAGAUACCUAGUACCUAGCAACCUACCUAUACUCGUAUAUAUUUAAAUACAUAUGCCUAAUUGAUAUUCAAAAUAAACUGAGUUGCAAAGCAUAGCUUAGUCGCAAAAUUGCGUGUAAUAA